This is a messenger RNA of Betta splendens (Siamese fighting fish), 5027 nucleotides long. RefSeq lists its product as uncharacterized. Gene Ontology annotation, biological process: telomere capping; regulation of telomere maintenance via telomere lengthening. Lineage: Eukaryota; Metazoa; Chordata; Actinopteri; Anabantiformes; Osphronemidae. The coding region runs from base 278 to 4162 and encodes 1294 amino acids. Gene Ontology annotation, cellular component: shelterin complex. The transcript has 24 exons. The record is from RefSeq and is a predicted model, not a curated record. Gene Ontology annotation, molecular function: telomeric repeat DNA binding.
ACCAGGAAAGAGGGCUUGACGUGAUCUGGACUGAGGCGGAUGAGACCAGAAACCUUUGUUCUGUGUCUCCUCCCAGAGCGACGAAGAAGAAAAAAAAAACACAAGGACCUGUCCAUGCCGCCAGCACAGCCGCGCUCGCCAUUUGUGGGCUGGGAGUCGCUCGAUGUUUUCCUACACAUAAUUUAGCAGAUUUAUUAAGUGGGCUUUGCGUUUUUUAUUGCCGAUCGCCGCGAGUCGAGGGGGGACGUCUGGCCGCUAUCCUCCCGUCAGCUGCUAAAUGGAAAUAAACCGCGGAGCUGAAAGUGGAAGCAGUCGAGGUAACGAUGUUCCGGUGCACUAUCUUCGCCUCCUGGCCCCGCCCUUGCAGCUGCUAUCGGCUGCAGUGUGGCAAGUCGUGCAGCAGGGACUUGUGGGGCACUAUGGGAUGCUGGAGGAGUUUGUUACCAUGGUGACGGAGCUGGUCCCAGAGCUGAUGAGCUACAGUCAGAGAGCUCAGCUCGUCCUGGGGCUCAGGGCCAGGCUUGUUCUGGAGAUGUGCCGAGGCGAGCGCCCGGUCGACAUGCAGACCAUUCAGCCACAUCUGGACAGAAUCAAAGCUCCUGUCAGCACUGCCAAGGAUCAUCAUGAAACCAUUGACCAGGUGGAGGAAUCCGAGGUGAAUUUUGUGGAGUUGGUCCAUUCGUUGUUGGAGGAUCCUUCCGAAAGAAAAUAUUUUUUCCAGGAAAUCUUCCCUGUGUAUUUCGGGCCAAAGUAUGACGCGGCUCUGGAGAUGCUGGUGUGGGAGUUUAUAUCACGACUGGACGAGCUGCUGCCGGUACCAGACUUCACACAGUUGACAGCCUUGCUUGGAGACGCUCCGUCAUUCCUUGAUGACUGUUUACAAUCCCUUUUCCCACAAGAAGACAUGAAGGCAGUACUUGAACACCACCGAAGCCUCGGCCACUUUAAGGAGAAAGAUCCUGGAUUGUUACCAAUGGACGACUGCAUCCUCUCCUCCUUGUCGCUACCUCCUGGGACCAAAGCUGUCAUGGGCGCCGCCUCCGGCUCACCUGCUCUCAAAGACACUCUGGAGCACAAAGGACGCCUCGAAGCUCUCGCCGGCGCCCUGGAGAGGCCGUGUGGGCGGAGCUCUGAGACGAUCAAAGCACGGGCCAAGGACACGAGGGACUCUGGCCCGUGGCAGCAGCCGAUGAGGGGCGGUAACGUUUCUCAGGAGAGGAAAGCGCCGCACCCUGCUAGCGCGCGGCCGUGUGACGAAACCAUCGACCUCACAGAGUCUAACGACACCGCGGACGCAGACGCAGCGGCCAGUGGGGACGGUCGGAGUGGGAGGGAGUCGCAGGGCUUUCGCAAGAGGAAGCUGAGCGAAGACGGGGACGUUCCUGCCAAGCAGCUUGUGGAGGCGUCAGCCUUUGUAGACUCCUCAGUGGACGAUGAGAAUUCAGGUGAAUCACCUCUAAUCUCAAUAUGGGGAGAAUAUACAGACUCUCAGGAAGCGUCUGUUCCGACUGUGACGGACACAAAAGUCCCCUGGUCGGACGAGGAGACGCUGCAUCUGCUCGACAUCUGGGGGAAGGACUCGGUCCAGAGGGCCUUGAAGGGCUGCCUGAAAAACCGCCACAUCUUCACGCAGAUCGCUCAGACGAUGGCGGAGAGGGGCUACAUGCGAACGGUGGAACAGUGCCAGACCCGGAUGAAGCGCCUCAGGAAAUGGUUCCGCCAAAACUGCAACAAAGGGAACUCUAAGACGGAGCACAAGUUCUACGAGCGCCUGGAGCGGGUCCUGGGCUCAUUGGCUCCUUCGGCUGUCCCGGAGGUCACCUACGACGUUGAAGAAAUCAUUGAUGAAGACGAGUCUCAGGACGGCGAUGAAGACUUGCAGUUCAUUGGCCACACAAGCCCGCUGGAAAUUGGAACCAGAAGUGUUCCCUGGACAGACCUGGAGACGCUGGCCCUCAUUAACUUGUGGGGGGAAAGCAGGAUACAGCAGGAGCUGAGGGAGACGCACAGAACCGGGCCCCUGUUCUCCAUCAUAUCCACAAACAUGGUGACCCAGGGCUUCUCCCGGACGCCGGAGCAGUGCCAGACGCGGCUGAAGCGGCUGAAGUCCAGCUUCAGGCAGUGCUACCAGAACAACUUGAAGGGCCAGGAGCAGGUUGUGUGCAAGUUUUACAACGAGCUGGGGAGGAUUUUAGUGAAAGACUUCCCGUCGGUGGCGCAGCUGGAGGAAGGAGCGGGACAGACGGAGGACAGUGACUUUCCUGCCUACUCUCAUCACGAGAUCGAGUCUACUGUGGGCAUUCAGGAAGACAGGAAGAAGGUCCCCUGGUCUGAUAAAGAGACCAUCAUUCUUCUGGAGCUGUGGGGAGACACACAGGUGCAGCAGAAUCUGAGACGUUACCCGCACAACGGCCACGUUUUUACUGACAUAGCAGAGAAGCUCAGCGCUAGUGGCUACUCCCGUAGUCCAGAGCAGUGCCACUCCCGGAUUAAAAGGCUUAAAACCACCUAUCGCCAGUGUCUGGAAAAUAUGAGCUCGUCUGGGGCGGACAGAGUCGAUUUCAAGUUCUACGAUCUGCUGGAACAAAUCCUGGACAAGCAGCCGUCAACAUCCGCCACUGUGGUGACCGACUCCAUUGAAAUAUCCGAAGAGUCCAAUGACGAGUCUGUGACUGAAACAGAUGCGGACGUGCGCGUGUCCAGUGAAAAACCAGCCGGCAGCUCGUGGUGCGACGAGGAGACACUGGCGCUCAUCAACAUCUGGGGCGACGUCGAUGUCCAGCGGACGCUGAGGGGCUUCGUGCACAACGGACACGUGUAUGCCGACAUCUCGGAGAGGAUGCACGACCACGGCUACUUCAAAACGCCGGAGCAGUGCCGCUGGAAGGUGAAGUCGCUGAGGACCAACUUCCGACAGUGCUACGAAAAAAAGAAAUGUGGGAGACGAGUGGAUUACAAGUUCUACAACCACCUUGAACAGAUUCUGGGUCAGGAAGCAGUUUCUAUUGACGAGUACGACGAGAGAGAUGAACACGCAGACCAGGAACCAGGCAUGGACGGCACGAACACGGCGUGGACAGAGGAAGAGACGGUGGCGCUCAUCGAGAUUUGGGCUGCUGAUGACGUGCAGCACAGCCUCACAACCUGCGUCCGAAACGGCCACAUAUUUGUGGAUAUAUCUGAGAAAAUGGCCGCCAUGGGGUACCUGAGGAACGCAGAGCAGUGCCAGUCCCGGAUAAAACGGAUAAAGAAGACGUACAGGCGUUACUGCAACAACCAGAGAAGUGGAGGACGUCCUGGUGUCUUCAGAUACUACCACCUCCUGGCUCCAGUGCUCGGUGAUGCCUCCAUGAGUGCAGAUGUGGACAGCUCUGCUGCUGAUGUCAGCUUGCAACCCUUGACUGACGAGGAUUUAGACUUGUAUGACCAUCCAUCCGCCAACCACCUCAUGGCUGACCUGAGCAGGAAGAUGCCCUGGUCGGACCAGGAGACUCGCACUCUGCUGGAGAUCUGGGGCGACGAUCACGUCCAGCUCACCCUCAGGGGUUGCCUGAAGAACCGGCACGUGUUUGAGUACAUCUCGGAGAAGAUGAGCGAGCACGGAUUCAUGAGAACGUCAGAGCAGUGCUACACCCGCAUUAAGCGCCUAAAGUAUUCAUUCUUCCACGAAAAGGGGGAAUUUAAAUUCUUCAAUGAGAUGGACAAGAUUUUGAGGAAGGAGUCGAAAGUUGAUGACUCAGUCGGGGAGAUGUUGGUCACAGAUGAGCUGGACGACUGCACGCCUGAACCAGGCCAGAAGAAAGGUAGCCAGUGGGCGGCUGACGGCUUGAAGCAAACCUGGAGCGACGGCGAGACGGGGGCCCUCCUGGACAUCUGGGGCAGCGAGGAGAUCCAGGAGAACCUGAAGAGCUGCACAAAGAACAAGCACAUCUUCAUCCAGAUCUCUCAGGUCAUGGCCAGCCAAGGCUACCUGCGCACACCUGAGCAGUGCCAGACGAGGAUCAAGAGGCUGAGGGCCAACUUCAGAAGCUUCCUGGAUGGACGGAGAGCAGACAAACAGGAGUGCAAGUACUUUGAGCAGUUGAUGCGCGUCUUUGGCAGCAAGUACAUGAUGACCUCUGACCCCCAGACUGACGAUGCAGCUGAUGUUGUAGAGUCAUGAGACUGUCCAUCACGAGGACAGCACGGCUGCAGCAGAGGGGAAGUAUGGAGGAUAAAAUAAGAAGGACAUUAACAUGGUAACUGUAGUGGUUCGUUGUUUACAGGUGACCAACAACAGCCUCUGCAUAAAGCUCAAAUACUUUUACAUUCUUAAGAACACAAAGACUUCAGGCUGUAAGGCUGUGUGUGUGUGUGUGUGUGUGUGUGUGUGUGUGUGUGUGUGUGUGUGUGUGUGUGUGUGUGUGUGUGUGUGUGUGUGUGUGUGUGUGUGUGUGUGUGUGUGUGUGUCUUUCUGAUUAUCAACUAAAGAGCCAUGUCACUAAAACCAGGAUGCUCAGGGCCUGAGGGACAAGAAUGAACCAGAUCUCUUUUGGGAGUUGCGCAAACUCCGUGCUCUUCUAGGUGUUUUUCUAGCGUUCAGUUAUUUUUAUUAGGACCUAAUAAGCAAAGCACAUGCAAGAGUAAGUAACCACAGCGCAUUUUCUUUUGGCUCUCACUUUGGCUCUCAGUUAACUCUUCUGACUUUCCACUUGUCUGCAAUGAACUGUUCUAAAAAAAUUUAAAUUCUCAUUUUAUACUUUGUUGUCCUUGUUCAUAAUUGUAUUUAUUAAAUUAUUUUUAUGUUAAUACUUUACAGUUUAAUGUCUUCAUUCUUCUUAUUACUGAGGCUCGUUUGUCAUAAGACUAAAUGCUGGAGCCUCUGCUGGGAUCUUUCAUUCGCAUUGUGAUUCAAAAUUGUUGUCAUUCCUAUUCCAGUUCAUUUAUUAUUUGUGUUUCUUUACAAAUAAUGGGUUUGUGAUACGAGCUGUACAUGUUAGUGCCACCAGAUGGCGCCAGUGGAUAAGAAUAAAAGGUAUUCCACAGAA